UGGUCUUUGUUGACUGUCCUGUGGGGACGUUGUUCUGCAUGUUGUCAUGAUGGAACUCUGUGUUCAAAGCAAAGUAGAGGAGGCUUUGACUUUAGUGGAUAAAUGGUCACAUUGAUAUCAUGGAAAUCAUUUAUUAAUUUAACAAGUUUGGAGUAGGAUUAGGGCUCAGCAUCAAAGGCUAUCUGGAAAGUUUAUGUAUUACGUUUAACUCGUAAAUAUCAUUCUUAUUGCACAAGCCGUAAACAAAAUGUUGUCAUCAUACAUUUACAUUUUAUACUUUUCUGACUCGUUUUCCCAGAGUGUCUCCUUUUCUGGACUAUUGCACGUGUGUGUAUUUUCAUGAUCGUGGUUUAUUUACCGUCUUGCUCGCACUAUUUGUCAGAGAUAACGGACUAUUUGCUGCCAGGAAAACAGCUUCAAACAAACUCAACUGGGAUUGAAAACAAGAGGAUGACAGUGAUCAUAGGAAAUCAUGCACAGCCAAUGACCAGCAGAUCACCAUGUCCCAGGCUGCCACCUCUGAUGUGGACCCCUCUGCAGACACCACCCCACCACCUGACCAACGCCCCCACGCUGAACCUGACUCCUGUCAGGAUGUCCCAGCAGCCCUCACACCACCCGCAGCCCCUCUGCAGCCUCCUUUGAUCCCUGACAGUUGCAGCCUGCCACAGUCCACCGAGGACAUGACCACAGAGGACACCACCGACCGGUCCGACUGUUCAGAGGGUCCCGCUGACCAACCGGCAGAGCGGGCCCCCGAGGGUCAGGUGAUCGUAUGUGAUCAACCAGUGAGUCUGGAGCCAGACGCAGAGGCUGUGGCAGAGGAUGUGGAGGGGUCACUUGAGGAGAAAGAAAAAGGCUGGGGAGGUUGGGGUUCAUGGGGAAAAUCUCUUCUGAGCAGUGCCACCUCCACAAUGGGUCAGAGCCUGACCUCCGUGAAGGAGAAGGCAGGUGAGGCUCUGCGUCUCCACAGGACCUCAGUAGGAGAGGAGGCACAAGAAGAGGUGGUGGAGGAGGAGGGAGCAGAGGUGAAGACAGAGGGAGGAGGAGAAAGUGGAGAGGCUGACUUGUCCAGCUCGGUGGUGAAUUCCUCUGCGAAUGCUGCGGCUUCUAGCAGAGGCGUUUUCUCUACAAUCACACAUGCUGUGCAGAACACAGGUAAGUCAGUGAUCAGUGGCGGUCUGGAUGCCUUGGAGUUCAUUGGAAAAAAGACUAUGAUUGUUCUUGCUGAGAGCGACCCAGGUUUCAAAAAGACCAAGACCCUGAUGCAGAAGACGGCAUCACUGAGUCAGAUGUUGAAGGAAGCCAAGGAGAAGGAACGGGCACGUCUGAGUAACCAGCCAAUCAGUGCACCCACAGCGCACUAUGGCAUUCUGUUCGACGACUUCCAGGGCUUGUCUCACCUCGAGGCCCUGGAGAUUUUGUCCAAUGAGAGCGAGGCCAAGGUUCAGGCGUUCCUGUCCUCCCUGGCGGAAGAGGAGCUGGAGGAGGUGAAGAAGGAGCUGAUUUUAAUCAAAGAUAUUUUCAUCAAGCAAGAGGAAGGGGAGGAGGAGGAGGAGGAGGAGGGAGACAGAGAAGGAGAACAGACGAAGGAAAACGGUGAUCUAAGUUCCCAAUUACACUGUUCUACCCCCCUGUCUGCUGAUGGCGAAGAGUUUGUGAGUGUUCUCACUGAGCUGCUGUUUGAGCUUCAUGUUGCUGCCACGCCAGACAAACUAAACAAGGCUCGGAUGAGGGCCCAUGAUUGGGUGAGCAAGGUGGAACAACCUGUCACCACGGAGACAGUUGGCAGGGAAACGCAGGACCAGCUGGCAGGAGAAGCCACAUCUGCAGAGAAUGAAAACGAGGAGAAGAAGAAAAAUGAAGAGGAGGAGGAGAUUAAGGGCGGAGAGGAGGAGAAGAAAGAGAGAGAGAAUGACCCCAGAUCAAUAGAGGCUGUCUACCUGUCAUCAGUAGGAAGUCUGGCAGAAGUGACGGCUCGCAGUAUCGAGCAGCUCCACAAGGUGGCAGAGCUCAUCCUCCACGGCCAGGAGUUAGAGAAACCAGCCCGAGACCAGGCACACAUCCUCACCAGGUUGACCUGUGCCAUGUGUAAGGAGGUGGAGUGUUUGGCCAAGAAGUUCUCUGAUUUGCUGCCUCUUGUUGGGGGCCAGAGCAAAGCAGAGGAGCUGAAUCCACUGGUCGACAUUGUGCUGCUAGAGGGCUCCAACAGUACCAACUACAUCCAGAAUGCGUUUCAGCUGCUGCUUCCCGUCCUGCAGAUCUCCCACAUCCAGAGCCAACACUGCAGACCCAGCACAGAACCAGCGGCACAGACAGAGCACUAACACUCACACACACUCACACACACUCACACACACCCGCUUGUCUUAAUAUAUCUAUUGUUGUACAGUGAGCCAUUAGACAGAGAUGAGAUUAUUCCAGAUUAAGUGCUUGUAUCUAUGUUAAGUGCCUCAGUCACUGGCAGAAGAUGUUUAUAUAUGCAGAAUAUAAUCUUGAAGAUCAUAGUAAAAUUAACAGAUAUAUGUAAGAAACGACCCACAUGCAGGUUGUAUGUGUGUUGCCUCCACCUUCUAUCUCUAAAUGUUAUUUUGUUUUGCAGUUGAUAGUUGCUUUGAGGAACCAAACGGUGUUCGGAGCUGUGACUCAAACAAAGGUGCUUUUCUACCUUUUCAACCAAAGACAAAACAUGACUAAUUGUGUUGAAGGGAACACUACAUUAAUGUAUAUUAAGCUUUUUUUGCACUCCUUAUGGUCCAUUGUUAUUUUAGAAAGAAAGAGAUUUGAUUAACACCAGUGAAAUGUCUGUUUUGCAGAAUUGUUUGAGUUUGGAUUGAAACAAAAUGCCAGUAUUAGUGAUGAGACGCCAGUUUUUUUUGUUUUUUUUUUAAAUGGAUUAUAUGAAGCAACACUACGUUAGACUUUCCUCUUCUCCAGUUUGAUAUGAAAGAAAAAUCUGAUCUUCAUACUUUAAAGUAGGAAACAUUAAGUUUAUUCUUCUUCCCUCAUGUGUACACUGAAGAUGUAGUGUAUCUAAAUUCAUUUCUUAUUUUGUUUAGUUGUGCUGCUACACUGAAAAGUGUAUACUCACAUUUCUUGGGGAAAAAAACAUCCAAAACAUGUAGGUGGCUUUUCAUUUUUCUCUUGCCCUCUUGAAUAAAGGCUUUUAAUAGUGUUUUGCCAGGAUCUAUUCAUUAAUACACUAAUUGAUCCUCAGAGGUAAAUAUAUGAACCAUUUUCUGCUUAACCUUUUCUUUGACCACCAGCAGAGUUUAAGCAAGAAUUUGCGACAUUCUCACGGUGCAUCUGUUUUUUAAUAUCCAGUGUUAAACUGGCUCUUUGCUCCAAGCCUGCAGUUAAUCAGACCCCAGUAAGAUAAAGUGCUUGCUUCCCCUUUUCACUUCUCCCUCUCCCCUUUUACACACACAUUGAUUCAGGCAAGAAAGCUUCUCGUAGAAAGCAAAGAAGAUAUCAGUCAGUUGUGUCAUAAUGUUUCGGCUCAGCCCUGCUUCUGCCUUACAAAAUUAUUCGCAAUGAGAGGUGGAAAAUGUUUGGGGAGCCGAGUCAUAUAUUCAACUAUGGACUAACUUGUUAAGCUUGCCCUCUUAUAAAAUGCCCUGAGACUGUUUGAGAAUGAGAUAUAGCAAAUAAAUCUGUUUUAACCAUC
Scophthalmus maximus (turbot) is the source of this 3667-nucleotide messenger RNA. It is a transcript of the gene fam114a1, whose product is annotated as family with sequence similarity 114 member A1. The coding region runs from base 501 to 2327 and encodes 608 amino acids. The record is from RefSeq and is a predicted model, not a curated record. The transcript has 13 exons. Lineage: Eukaryota; Metazoa; Chordata; Actinopteri; Pleuronectiformes; Scophthalmidae.